AGUUCAUUCUUCUUUCUUGUCGCAAUCGACAACUCGUGAACGAGCUUCCUAUUGAAGUUGAUCGAAAAAUAUACGAAAUUACAAUUUAUACGGGAUUCACGAAAGAAAUUGCACUACCUUCUUUCAUAUCUUAAAGACAAUUUAUUGUUUUGGCUAUAAAAUCAUUGAAGACCAAGUGAACAUCGUUAAAGAAAUCAAAGGAAACUAUUUAUUUAGGAAUUAUCAAUAUGAGGAUGAUAUGGCUAAUAUUACUUCUCACCAUUAUUGUGGUGAAUGCUCAACGUCGACUUGCUCUUCCUGAUCCACGCAGUUGUGCCAAUCGGGUGCGACAUGCCACUUAUAGGGAUGCUAGAGGUGUUGCACAUUCAUAUUUUUUCAGUUGGGAACAUCAACCGACUAGAAAUCUCGAAGUAGAUUGGCUGGAUGCUCGUAAUAUUUGUCGCAGGCAUUGUAUGGAUGCAGUUUCUCUUGAAACACCGCAAGAAAAUGAAUUUAUCAAACAACGAAUAGCACGAGGAAAUGUGAGAUAUAUUUGGACAUCUGGACGCAAAUGUAAUUUCAAUGGCUGUGACAGACCAGAUCUUCAACCGCAGAACAUUAAUGGAUGGUUCUGGUCUGGUUCAGGAGCUAAAAUUGGUCCAACUACACAGCGUAAUACUGGAGAUUGGAGUCACACUGGUGGAUAUGGUCAAGCACAACCUGAUAAUCGUGAAGCUGCUCAGGGUAACGACGAAUCUUGUUUAUCAAUUCUGAAUAACUUUUACAAUGAUGGAAUUAAAUGGCAUGAUGUAGCUUGCCAUCAUCGAAAACCAUUUGUCUGUGAGGAUAGUGAUGAACUUCUGAACUUUGUGCUUUCUAGAAACCCUGGCAUUCGUCUUUAAAUUUUUACAGCUUCUGUUAUUUCUUGAAUAUUAAGUACCUAAAAUUGUUUGAUUAGACAAAAAUAAUUUUAAUAAAUUUCAUUUCUAUUUUUUAAAUUCUAAUUUAUGUAUGAUUAUCUAUUGAUUAUAAUUAAAAAUUAAAUUUUUUUAUUCAUAUUCAAUUAUAUUUUAAAAAAAUUAUAUCCUUAAAACAAAUUCAAACAAUAUUAGAUAUUAAACAGUCAAAAAUUAGAUGUAGAUUAAAUAGAAGCUGUUUAUCUAAGUUUAAUUUUUGUACUCUUUUCUAUACAAAAUACAAGGCAAUAAUUUUUAAA
Molecule: messenger RNA, 1195 nt
Organism: Apis mellifera (honey bee)
Lineage: Eukaryota; Metazoa; Arthropoda; Insecta; Hymenoptera; Apidae
Gene: CTL5
Product: C-type lectin 5
Exons: 5
Coding region: 228-881 (217 amino acids)
Source: RefSeq, marked validated